Messenger RNA from Gadus macrocephalus (Pacific cod), 6763 nucleotides. RefSeq names its product ATPase phospholipid transporting 10A (gene atp10a). The record is from RefSeq and is a predicted model, not a curated record. Gene Ontology annotation, biological process: phospholipid translocation. The transcript is spliced from 21 exons. Gene Ontology annotation, molecular function: ATPase-coupled intramembrane lipid carrier activity; magnesium ion binding; ATP hydrolysis activity. Gene Ontology annotation, cellular component: plasma membrane. The coding region runs from base 511 to 5124 and encodes 1537 amino acids. Lineage: Eukaryota; Metazoa; Chordata; Actinopteri; Gadiformes; Gadidae.
CGCAUGUUUAAUAAUUCCGCAUCAACUCUCAAAUGAUACCGCGUGGCACUUCCAGAAAAAAAGCGACCUGGGUCGGACCAAGGAGGGGCAUGCGGGUCAUAUUUCUCUCAAACCGAGACCCUUCCCCCUUUGACGAACCCCAUCUUUGUGCGGAAUCUGCGCACAUUCACAGAUCUGUAAACACAGCCGCGACCCGUACACGCAUCUUCAGAUCGCAUCCCCAUGAUGCAGAGAUCUGCGGUAGAGCUCCUGAAAGCCGAUGUUGUUUCUACACUCCCAGCAUCCUUUCAGCGACAGUAGGGGUAAAAAAUUACAGAAAAACACAAGGCAAACGUUUCCUCUUAACUUGCGAGGGACCGACAUGGACGAAAGCGAGUGGAUAGUCGCUUGAGCGAGAAUGCUGGAGUCAUUCUGCCCGGGCUGGGAGCAUGAUCACCUAGUACUUUGUGGCGUUAACACGGGGCGAAAGAAAAAGUGUGGAAAAGUUUGAGACAGGGAGCAAACCAAACCAUGGCGCCUGAGAGCGAAGAAGCCGGGAUGGUGAAAGUAAAGGUUAAAACGCAGAAAAAGAAGAAAAACAAGGAGAACAAAACACGGAUCGUCCACGCAAACAUAUUGUACGACAAUGCCAAAGGAGAGGAGAACCCAAACAGACACUUCUCAGACAAUAAGAUAAAAACCACCAAAUACACUCUCCUGUCUUUUCUGCCAAAGAAUCUUUUCGAGCAGUUCCACAGGUUCGCUAAUGUUUACUUUGUCUUCAUCGCUUUGCUGAACUUCGUGCCCGUUGUCAAUGCGUUUCAACCCGAACUUGCCCUGGCUCCCGUGGUCUUCAUUCUAUCCGUGACCGCAAUCAAAGACCUGUGGGAGGACUACAGGAGACACCGAUCCGAUACAGAGAUCAAUCACAUGGACUGUCUGGUGUACAGCAGACCGGAGAAGCGCUACCUGGAGCGGUUCUGGAAGCAGAUCCGGGUCGGGGACUUCAUCAGGCUGCGCUGCAACGAGAUCCUGCCGGCUGACGUUCUCCUGCUCAGCUCCAGCGACCCAGACCGCCUGUGUCACAUUGAGACCGCCACGCUGGACGGGGAGACCAACCUGAAGCAGAGGCAGGUGGUCCGCAGCUUCUUCCACCUGGACUGUGAGUUUGACCCGUCCAAGUACAACGGCGUAAUCGAGUGUGAAAAGCCCAACAACGACCUGAACCGAUUCCGAGGCUACAUCAUCCACGGCAGUGGGAGGAAGUGUGGUCUCUACAAGGAGAACCUGCUUCUGCGCGGCUGCACCAUCCGCAACACAGAGGAGGCUGUGGGCAUCGUCAUCUACGCAGGUCAUGAAACCAAGGCCAUGCUGAACAACAACGGGCCGCGCUACAAGCGCAGCAAGCUGGAGCGCCAGAUGAACGUGGACGUGUUCUGGUGCGUCAUCAUCCUGCUGGUCAUGUGCCUCUUCACGGCCAUCGGUCAUGGCCUGUGGCUGUUUCAGUACGGUGAUAAGAGGCCCGUGUUUGACGUCCUAAGCCCCGAGGGAGCCAACGUAUCCCCCGGCCUGUCGGCGGUUUAUCUCUUCCUCACCAUGAUCAUCGUCUUCCAGGUUCUGAUCCCCAUCUCCCUGUUCGUGUCCAUCGAGAUCGUGAAGAUCUGCCAGGUGUUCUUCAUCCACCAGGACUCAGAGCUGUAUGACGAGGAGACGGACACGCACCUGCAGUGUCGCGCCCUCAACAUCACCGAGGACCUGGGCCAGAUGCAGUACAUCUUCUCCGACAAGACCGGCACGCUCACGGAGAACAAGAUGGUGUUCCGUCGCUGCACCGUGGCCGGCGUGGAGUACUCCCAUGAUGCAAAUGCACGGCGGCUAGCCAUGUACCAGGAGCUGGAGUCUGAGGAGGAAGCGGAGUGCCCGUCGCGCGGCGGCACCCUGCCCAGGCGGGACAGCGUGGGCAGCCACCAGAGCGCCCGCGUGGUCCUGCGCUCCCAGAGCACCAAGUCCCACCGCCGCACGGGCAGCCGCGCCGAGGCUAAGAGGGCCAGCAUCCUGUCCAAGCACACCGCCUUCAGCAGCCCCAUGGAGAAGGACAUCACGCCCGACCCCCAGCUCCUGGACAAGGUGAACGAGGGCGGCAGCCAGCUGAACUUCAUCCACGUCCACCGCCAGCCCAUGUCCCAGCUGCCCUCCGACCUCGCCGACAUCAUCGACUUCUUCGUGGCGCUGACCGUCUGCAACACGGUGGUGGUGUCGUCCCCGGACCAGCCCCGGCAGAAGGUGCGGAUGAGGUUCGAGCUCAAGUCCCCCGUGAAGACCAUCGAGGACUUCAUCAAGCGCUUCACCCCCAGCCGCCUCACCUCGGGCUCCAACAGCAGCUCCACCUCCAGCCUGGUCACCAACCGCUCGUCCACGCGCGGCUGCUCCAGCGCCCUGUCCUCGCCCUCCGCCGAGAGCACCCUCACCAAGCUGGACGAGGAGGGGUCCCGGCUGGGGGGCGCGGGGCUCCUGGCCGACUUCAGCCCCGUCCCGCCCGGCUACGAGGGCCCGACGGCCAAGGGGGGCGCCGGCGGCGUCGGCGUCAGCGGCGGCGCCGAGCUGCGCUACGAGGCGGAGUCCCCCGACGAGGCGGCGCUGGUGUACGCCGCCAGGGCCUACAAGUGCUCCCUGGUGGGCCGGCUGCCGGACCAGGUGACGGUGGAGCUGCCCCACCUGGGCAAGCUGGACUUCGAGCUGCUGCACACGCUGGGGUUCGACUCCACGCGCAAGAGGAUGUCCGUGGUGGUGAGGCACCCGCUCACCGACCAGAUCACCGUCUACACCAAGGGGGCCGACUCGGCCAUCAUGGAGCUCAUCAAGCCCCCGCUCACCGAUAAUUCCAAAGGAAAACGCCAAAGGAAGAUUCUGUGCAAGACUCAGAGCUACCUGAACCUGUACGCGGCUGACGGGCUUCGGACCCUGUGCAUCGCCAAGAAGACUCUGAGUAAGGAGGAGUAUGCCUGCUGGCUGCAGGGGCACCUGGAGGCUGAGACGGCCAUCCACGGCCGCGAGGAGCGGCUCUUCCAGUCGGCCCUGCGGCUGGAGACGGACCUCCAUCUCCUAGGGGCUACAGGCAUCGAGGACCGGCUGCAGGACGGCGUCCCGGAGACCAUCGCCUCGCUGAGGAAGGCGGGGCUCCAGAUAUGGGUGCUGACGGGGGACAAACAGGAGACAGCCGUCAACAUCGCCUACGCCUGCAAGCUGCUCGACCCCGAGGAGGAGAUCCUCACCCUCAACGCAGACUCCCAGGAGGCGUGCGCCGCGCUCCUGGAGGAGAGUCUCCUCUACAUCCAGGCCAAGUUCCUCUGCUCCUCCUCCUCCUCCUCCUCCUCCCCGGACCACCCCUCCAAGCAGCCCGCCUUCCACGGCGACCUCUCGGCGGCCUUCCCCCUCUACCCUCCGUCCUCCUCCACCACCACCACCACCACCACCACCACCACCACCACCUCCUCCUCCAGCUCCGCCCACGCCGGCGCCGGCGCCCCCUUCCUGGUGCACCGGCUGGGGCUGGUGAUCGACGGCCGCACCCUGGCCUACGCCCUGGACAAGAGCCUGGAGGACAAGUUCCUGGAGGUGGCGCGCAGCUGCCGCUCGGUGCUGUGCUGCCGCUCCACGCCGCUGCAGAAGAGCACCGUGGUGAAGCUGGUGCGCAACAAGCUCAAGGUCAUGACCCUGGCCAUAGGUGAUGGAGCUAAUGAUGUCAGCAUGAUCCAGGUGGCGGACGUGGGCGUCGGCAUCUCGGGGCAGGAGGGCAUGCAGGCGGUCAUGGCCAGUGACUUUGCCCUCCCGCGAUUCCAGUACCUCCAGAAACUGCUCCUGGUUCACGGACACUGGUGCUACUCCAGACUGGCCAACAUGAUCCUCUACUUCUUCUACAAGAACGCUAUGUUCGUGGCGCUCAUCUUCUGGUUCCAGUUCUACUGCGGGUUCUCUGGCUCCUCCAUGGUGGACCAGUGGUACCUGGUGUUCUUCAACCUCAUGUUCUCCGCCUUCCCCCAGCUGGUCACCGGGACCCUGGACAAGGACGUGUCCGCCCACACCCUGCAGGCCCUACCUCAGCUCUACAUGAACGGACAGAACUCGGAGGAGUACAAGCCAUACAUGUUCUGGAUGAACAUGAUGGAUGCCUUCUACCAGAGCCUGGUCUGCUUCUUCAUCCCCUACUUCGCCUAUGCUGGCUCUGAUGUGGAUUUGUUUACGUGGGGGACCCCCAUCACCACGCUGGCCCUCAUCACCAUCCUGCUGCACCUGGGCAUCGAGACCAAGACCUGGACGUGGAUGAACUGGGCCUCCAUCGUGUUCAGCGCAUGUCUGUUCUUCGCCGUGGCGUUGAGCUACAACUCGUCGUGUCCCACCUGCUACGCCCCCUCCAACCCCUACUGGACCAUCCAGAGGCUGCUGCUGGAACCCCGCUUCUACCUGCUCUGCCUCGUCACCCCCGUCACUGCACUGCUUCCCAGAUACUUCUACCGGGCUUGCCAGGGCUCCCUGUUCCCCAGCCCCACCAAAGUGGGCAGACAGCUGGACCGAAGCUGGCGCCAGACCCACGGUGGAAACAUCUUCAGCCUGGGCAAUCUCGCCUCGACCUCGGACCCCCUGGGCCUUAAGACGGCCUUCGCCUCCUUCAACAACCCCCUUCCCAGAUACUUCCCGCCCAAAGACCACCCACAGAGCGCCCAGAGCACGCUAACCAUACCAAAGGAUGCGGCGGUCUCGGCUCCGUCUGACCCCCCCCUGAGGACUCCAGAGGACCACGAUCAGUCGACAGCGACGGACGAUACGCAGUCCUGCCUGGACGUCACCAAAGAGCUUCCUGGGGUCACGGAGGGGUCGCGGGUCGUCGACUCCCCGGAACGGUCUGCGCUCCAGCGGUCGGACAUCGGCGUGUCUGGCUGGGUCUCCUCCACCCCUCCUCUCCUCCAGAAGGAGGCGGUGGAGCUGGGCACUGCGCCCCCUGGUGGGCGGUCGCGGUGCGUCGCCUACACCCGGAACUGGGAGCGGAACCAGGGGUCAGACCCGGAGACCCCCCCAGUAGAGUCCCGGACCAGGACCCAGACCAAGCAGUCUAUUGCUGCAGACUAUUCUGAAGAGGACCGGCUUUAAAACCCUGCCCAGGAUGGAUGUAUUUAAUGUUAUUCAACAUUUUGCACGAUAGCUUUUUUUUAAGUUGAUAUAUAUAGAUAUAUAUAUUAUAUUUUUUAAGAGGAUUUUUUUUAUAAAGACGAAAUUAGGUACUUACUUGCUUUUAUAUUUUGAAAUCGUGAUGAUCAUGGUUGAGAUUAAAAGGAACUGGAAUAUCUUCAAUAUAUUUCAAUUCUGGAGGAUUUUUGAGCUAAUUAUGCAUUUCAGUACUUGUGAACAGGCAUUUUAUUUAAGAACAGUCAUACCAUCUCCCUCUGAUACGAUGUUCUAUUCAUUCUGGAAGUUAAGCGCUGGAUUAAAACCAAAUACAAGCGAUACUGAGGCAUUAGAUCUGAUUAUGGAUGUUUAGUUUGUUCUGCGUUUUUUAAUUUCCUUUCCUUUUUGCCGUAUUUCUACGUUUUUUGGUUCUGUCUGGUUUUCAACGCCGGUUUUCAACGCCGGUUUACAACCGAUGGCAGAGAGAAGAGAUUACGUUUGGGAUUGGGUUGGACUCUCUUUGCUAUCGAUCUCAUUUUAGUCUCAUUGCUGUUUCGUGUUUUUUCACACAUCAAGAUCCAUUUAAUACAUUCUCCAUUUUAGAUAUUCUCCAUCCAACGUGCUUUUUCUUUUCCACAAGUAAAGACUUAAGAGCACGAAGAAAUAUUGAUGGAGCACACAGUGGGUGUAAAACAACAAUAAGGAUAAAUGUGUUUUGUUGAAAAUGUAAUAAGCCUGGAAGAUGGAUCGGUUCCCAAUGCUACAGGAUGUUGAGUAAAGUUGCUCCAUUCAAUUACAGCAUCAUAUUAAUAUCAUAUCGUGUGUGUGUGUGUGUGUGUGUGUGCACAUUUACAUUCCAUCUGUUCAGGCUGCUGCCUGCUCCAAAGUACUUUUAUUCAAAUGAAUUGCAAGUACAUAACAAGCUUUUUUCAAAUAUUGAAGACGGGGAUUUCAGAAGUAGCCUGCGUUUUGUGAAAUGAAAGAUUUGUUUCAGAUCAGAGUAUGGUUUGGUUCUUUCGGCGUGUUCAGAUGCAGGAUACUGUUCCUAUUGGCACUUUCCCAAAGCACAACAUGAUUUUAAAUCUAUACAAACACCCGGUCAAGCUGUAUGCUAAAGAUUGUUUGUUUCCAAAGAUCUGCACCUUGAAAGUGUCAUCCUUAUUUGUGAGUUGGAGAGAGAACCAUUUACACAUAAAUAUAUAAAACUGAGUUUCUCAACAGCAACAUGUGCCUUAACACUGGAUAAGAUGAGUGAAACCUUUUGUCGUUCAUUCAAGUUGAGAUGGUUCCAUGGGCCAUCGCUGGCUGAAGAGAUGUUGGUGUUUGUAGAUAUUUAUCUGAUGUGCGUUAGCUCCUGUAUAUCGCGUCUUUGUUGGAGUUCAAUGCCCUGUAUUUUAUUUGUACUCUCUGUACUGUACCAAAGCAUGAUUAGCGUUGAACCAAAGCUAACCCACUGCUACAUUCCAUGAUAAAUUCCAUUCAAGGAACACCCAGAUCUUGAACUGGCCAUGGCCUGGAACACAUUCAAGUUUUUUGUCUUUUGUGUUAUAAUACUUGCAUCAGUGUUAUAUGGCAUUUUAUUAUUGUUAGUUAUUCAUCAUGAUUAAAUCUGUCCUUGAUGUUA